ACACAAGCAGAGGCUACUUCAGAAUUACUCAAGAUUGAAUUUCACCCUAAGUCUGGCAUUGCAACAAAGAUAGUUCCAUUUACCAUGGGAACAUCAAACUCUGAUGCCAAGACUAUUUCAAAUAUCAACCUAUUUGAAAGUCCUUGGGCACCCUUUGCAACCAAGGCAGACUUUGAGUUUGCAGAACUGGUCACUGAAGAUAACUGCUCAAUUCACUCAAUAGGGACACAUAUUAAAAUUCAUCAGCAAUCUCCCCAACCAGCCAUUACCUUUACCACUUAUAAAGGAUUUGAAAAAACACUCAACAAAGCUGCAGAGCUUCUUACAAAUGAGCAUACUGUGGUGGUCCCAGUUGUUCCAUCAGAUAAGACCUCUGAAAGGCGUUCUCAUAUCCUCUUUUGCAAAAAUGUGCAUCAGUAUCUGACUGACCUCCUCUGUGAUCCACUAUACAUCCAUGAAGUUGAAUGGGCCCCCCAAAAGACAUACAAGUCAACAAGUGGAGGCUGGAUGCGCUUUGUAAGUCAGCCCUGGACUGCAGAUGAAUUCUGGGACAUCAUGAAUGAUCUCCCAGAACAGGAUGAUGGGACACCUUCCGUGCUACUGGCACUCUCAGUGUACUCUGACAAGUCUCAGCUGUCCAGCUUUGGAACAGUGAAGGUGUAUCCAGUCAUCCUGCGUGUCCUCAACAUCCACAACAACAUCAGGAACACAACUGGAUUUGGAGGUGGCCACCUAAUUGGACUCCUUCCUCAUGUUGAAGAAAGAGCAGAAGAUAAAUUUGACCUUGCAUCAUAUCGCAGGAACUUGAUCCACAGCAGCUUUGCUGAGGUGUUUGAGUCUCUUAGAACACCUAGUAAGGUUGGAACUCGGCUCCAGUGUGGUGAUGGGAAGGAACGUCAUAUUUAUUUCUAUAUCAAGGAUGCUGUUGCUGAUGGAGAAGAGCAGACCAUGUUGACAGGCACAUUGGGACCAAAUGCAAAUUAUCCUUGUCCCCGAUGCAAGGUUCACACCAGCCAACUAUCCUCCUUGACAGUCAAAUGGCCUGUUCAGACAUCAGAAGACAGUCAUUCAAUAAUUGAAUCUGCACAAUCUGCCAACACAAAGAAGCAGGCAGCUGAAAUCCUCUCCAGUGCUGGCUUGGCUGGGGUUUGGAAUGCCUUCUGGGCUCUUGGGAGUGAUCCACAUGCAAUGGUAUCCUAUGACAAACUUCACUUCAAUGAUUUGGGACUCUGGGGGGACCAUAUUUGGCCAUUAUGCAAGGGGAUUAUUGAAGGAUAUCCCAAGUUUAUUUGGGCAAAAUUUGAGCAGCACAUCUCAGAGAUUCCACGGUGGCCAGAGUUGACCCACUUUAAAAAUUGCCUUUCAAUGUCAUUCUCAGAUGGCACAAAAUAUAGUCACCUUCUCAAGGUUGUUCUUCAUGGACUCCAUGACUUAAAUGAGGCAUUUUACCCUAUCUCAACACUCAUUCGUGCUCUUGCAGAGUUCUCGGUCCUUAUUUCUCUGGAAGUCCAUACUGAUGAAACUCUUGAAUGGGGUCAUAAAGUUGUGCAGCGACUUUCAGAUGCAAUGAAACAGGCACACACUAAAUCAUUAGCACCCAAUGGGCAGAAAUCUUGGCUGUUCCCCAAAGCACAUGCAACAUCUCAUGCAUUUGAUGAUGUGUGCAAGAAAGGGGCCCUUAUUCAUGUCAGUACCAAGCCAGGUGAAAGGCAUCAUGGGGAAUACCGGCAGAUGUAUUUGUCAAGUAACAAAAAAAAUGUUGACAAGCAGAUUGUGCUUAAGGACCAACACAAAGCAGUUUUGAAGUUAAUAAAGCGGAAUAUUGAGCAUGCAGAAGAAUAUAAUGCUCAGCAGAUAAUGCCCAGGGAGCCCAGUGAUGACUCACACAUUCCAACACACCAGGAUGAUGAAGUAAUUCACAUCAAAUUACGCAGCCCACACAGGCAUCCAUAUGGCCUCACUCUCAGCAUGGUUGAGCAUGAACAAACCAUGACCCAACAUUCCAUUUUCAAGGAUUUCCGGCAUAAAACACUCAAUUUCCUCAAAACAGUUUAUGGGCUGGCAACCAUACUUCCUAAAACUGAGAAUAUCACUGAGUACCACUUGCUUGAGGUUGCAUAUGAGUCACAAGUUCACUGGUACACCAAUCAUGAUUUACUCCGCACCAAUCCAAAUUUCCAUGGGCAAGCCCGCUAUGAUUCUGUAAUGGUAGACACAGUCAAUGGCCCAGCUUUUGCCCAGCUGGUCCUGAUGUUUCGUAUCACACCUUCAAGUAUCAUUGGUACAGUACAACUUGCCCUCAUCCGCUACUACACUCCUAUCCACCCCACUUCCUGCCCACUUUCAGACAAACCUGUUGGCUUCAGACGAUUCAAACUCAGUGAAGAAAGUUCAUCCACUAUCAUCUCAUUGGAAUCUGUCAUUCGUGGAGUGUUGAUGGUCCCCACAUUCUUGGAGUCCAGCAAUGGAGCAGACACAUUUUUUGUCAAUGACCUUGUUGAUGGUGACAUAUUUAUUCGAAUGAGGCGUUUAACACACAGCUGA
Messenger RNA from Cantharellus anzutake, 2544 nucleotides. RefSeq lists its product as uncharacterized. The record is from RefSeq and is a predicted model, not a curated record. The transcript is spliced from 11 exons. The annotation marks the transcript as partial. NCBI's taxonomy places the organism in Eukaryota, Fungi, Basidiomycota, Agaricomycetes, Cantharellales, Hydnaceae.